CCGUGAUAUGCCGGAAGCUACGUUUUGCUCGACCUAUCAACCUUGUUUACUUCAACACUGACAGUUACAAAAAGAAAGUAGAAAUAAUUAGCCUACUUUCACAAAAACCAUGAUGAUGAACGUGUUAAGUCAGACGAACUUUCCUCAGGUGAAAUGGCAAAAGUAGCAACCAUGCAGCAACCAAACCUCAUAUCAAACCUACAAAAUGUAACUAAUCCUGCUAACUAUGUUGGAAGUCAUCUUCAGACGCUUGGGACCCCUCCAGGUGAGGAGCCUAUGGAAACGGAAGAAUACCCAGCGAUAGCUCCCAGUCAACCUGGCACAAUGGGUACAGUUAUCGGUACCCCACAAACAGAGGAGGAAAACUGCUCCAUAUGUUUAGACAGUUUCACAGACAAGACUGUUUUACCUAGCUGUUCACAUGAGUUUUGUAAGGAGUGUAUAGAACAACAGUUUAAGUACAAGCCUGUGUGUCCUAUAUGUGGAGCUGUAUAUGGUAAAAUUACAGGGACACAGCCCCCCGGACACAUUACCAUCACACGCUUAUCCAAUGGUAAAUUACCAGGAUAUGAACAAUAUAGCAUCAUAUCAGUGUCUUAUUCUUUCCCUGACGGAAUCCAAGGGGCGGAACACCCCCACCCAGGGACAAGAUUCUCUGGGACCAGUCGCACAGGCUACUUCCCAGACUGUCCAGAAGGUGUCAAGGUGGUCAGAUUACUUAAAACAGCAUUUGACCGCCGUCUUGUUUUCACUGUUGGAAGGUCAAGGACAACAGGGGCUGACAAUGUUGUGACUUGGAACGAUAUCCAUCAUAAGACAACAUUUACUGGUGGCCCUCAAAAUUUUGGAUACCCUGAUCCAACCUAUUUAGGGAGAGUUACGGAAGAGCUUGCAGCUAAGGGUGUUACAGAGAAUGACCUGGAUCACACCACACUCAACAUUAUACACUAGCGUGUGUAGCAGAAAACCAUAUGAGCAGACAGUACAUGGUUAGUGGAUGACCAUAUCACAUGUUCUCCGGAGUGAUCCUUACAUGACUUAUUGAUCGGACAUUAAUAGUGGCGGCAUUAAAAUAAUAAUAACCUUUGUUUUAUGCACAAAACAUUAUGUAGCAAAUAAAGUGAUAUUUUGUAUAAAG
Mizuhopecten yessoensis (Yesso scallop) is the source of this 1138-nucleotide messenger RNA. Its product is annotated as probable E3 ubiquitin-protein ligase DTX3. The record is from RefSeq and is a predicted model, not a curated record. NCBI's taxonomy places the organism in Eukaryota, Metazoa, Mollusca, Bivalvia, Pectinida, Pectinidae. Gene Ontology annotation, biological process: Notch signaling pathway; protein ubiquitination. The transcript has 4 exons. The coding region runs from base 154 to 951 and encodes 265 amino acids.